AUGUUGCUCUCGCUGCGCACGCAGUUGAUGAUGUCGGGGUGUUCAGUGCGCACGAAUGAGAAGCGUGAGUGUGUUGACAGCAGACGUAAGAUGGAUCGAAAGUGCAAGGAUUUGUGUUCUCGACGUACAACGCCUAGACUGGCUCACGAACACUGUCGCAAGUGGGGGUUGAGACCGGGAUAUUCAGGGGACAACACAUAUGUGUUCGCCCUUACGCUCACCGAGGUAUAUUGCCGCGGCGAAGCCACCGAUUCUACUGGUACACCGAAACCGACACGAGUCCGCAGUCAAUAUGGCUGGUUGCAAAUGCAUCGGCAUCUUGCUAUCAGCCCUUAG
Messenger RNA from Plasmopara halstedii, 336 nucleotides. RefSeq lists its product as uncharacterized. Lineage: Eukaryota; Oomycota; Peronosporomycetes; Peronosporales; Peronosporaceae. The transcript is spliced from 3 exons. The coding region runs from base 1 to 336 and encodes 111 amino acids. The record is from RefSeq and is a predicted model, not a curated record.